AUGGCUAGUGGACAUGCCACAGCAUCACCACCAAGUUUCUAUUGUUAUAAAUGUGAUCAACAUAUUGUACCUAUUGCGAAUUCGAGAUGUCCCAACUGUAAUGACGGAUUUAUUGAAGAAGUUCCAGCUGUCCAACACGUACCAGGAAGGCCUAGACAUAUGGGAAGAACAUUUUUAAAUCAAUUUGAAAAUUCUGGUCCUCCACCUGCAACAGAAAAUCGCAUUAAUACUAUUCCAACAGUGAAAAUAACAGCUGAACAAGCACGUGAUAAUCUACAGUGUGCAAUAUGUAUGGAUGAAUUUAAACAAGGCGAAGAAGCAAAACGUUUAAAUUGUACCCAUCAUUUUCAUGAACCAUGCAUAUCACGUUGGUUAAGACUCCAUGGUACAUGUCCUACAUGUCGAGUUACAUUAGAUGGUCAAAAUACUAGUAAUCAUGAAUAUUUUCAACAACAACCACAAUAUUCUCCAACAAAUAAUUCAUCAAAUCAGAAUAAUCGGAGAGGUAAUGGAGGUGGAGCAGCAGGUGGUGGAAACAGUUCAUCAAAUGGACCAUCUUUUCCUGGUAGUCAAGGAGGAUAUAAUCAUAAUAUAAUGGAAUUUGAUUAA
Messenger RNA from Didymodactylos carnosus, 609 nucleotides. The record is from the annotation of a GenBank genome assembly. Lineage: Eukaryota; Metazoa; Rotifera; Eurotatoria; Philodinida; Philodinidae.